GUGCAAAAUGAGUUCGUCGUCGCCGGCAACGGACGUGCUGGCAUCCCUCACAGGGUUCUACAAUGUAUCGUUCCCGAUUGUGAUGACAGUAGUCGUCGUGCUUGGAAGUCUGAGCGGGCUGUACAUCUGGGUCGCGUCGCGUCAAGUCCGUCGUCCCAAGAAACACGCGACAACCGUCGACGAAUCCGCGCAACCGUCAACGCCGUUGGGCCGCCACAUGCGCCGAAUGCAUUCGUUCAACGAAGCCGAUUUGGAGAUUGAGGUGAAGAAGCAGAGCAAGAAAGACGCGGACGAACAAGCGGAAGAAGGCGGCGACAAAUGGACCGAGACCCAAGGAUGGAGUACCCAUCAGUUGGAGAUGUUCAAGGUGCUGCGUCAAAAGUUCUUUUCCACGUCCGACAGCAAAUUCGUCGGCGAACUCAUUGGGAACGUGCAAGUGCUGACGUUCCACCAGGGCGACGUGAUCUUCCAUCGCCGCGAGUACGAUGGGUCACUUCUCUUCGUAUCAUCUGGUAGUGUGUCAUUGACAGCAUUCCACGAAGACAGAUCAUUCGUCCACACGAUCAAAACGCACGAAGGUGUGACGUCGACGUCGGCCAUCCUCCGCGGAGUCAUGGAGGACGAGGUCGAUGCCAUGGAGAUGCAAGCGGUGGCGGCGGAAACCCCGACGCUCGUGCUUCGCAUUGGCGUGGACAAACUCAAGUCCACCGUCUCCAAGUAUCCCCAAAUCGCCAUCUUCCUCGCGCACCUGUCGCUUUCGCAGCUCGAGCGCAUCACAAUGCGAUCGCUCGUCGAUUACUUUGGCUACCUGGACGACCUGUUCAUCCCCAAGACGUACUUCGACGUGCGGACGGACGACGCCGCCGCCGUCCGGGCGAUUUCCACGGCGCUGGGUCUCGACUUUGCCGAGUCGCACGCCCGAUUUGCCCACGCGACGCAAAUCCGCUCCCUGGCGGACGGGUGUCUGGUGGAAACGCCGUCGGACGAGGGCGACGGUGUCGCAGACGUGUACUUUGUGCUCGAAGGCGCGGUCUCGGUGGACAUUUUGCUCUGCCAUCAAAGCAGCAGCGAAGACCAGUUCGUGACCUUGUACACUGUUCCACCAGGGUGCUGCCUUGGCAUGGCUUCCGCCAUUGUCGGCAACACAGGAUUGCUCAAAGCUCGAUCCGUCGUGCAUGCAAAAGCCGUGGGGCGCACACGGGUCGUCCAAUUGAAUGGCGAAGUGUUUCGAACGCUAUUGCAAUCCCAUCCCGCCUUUUUCAAUCGCUGUGUGCAGACUGUGGUGCGGCAAUAUGGGUCGCAAGUAGCCCUACUGGACAAUUUCUUCGAGUGGGUGCAUGUGGACAGCGGCAACGCCGUGUAUCACGUCGGCGACGCGUCCGAUUCCAUGUACACGCUGCUCACGGGACGCUUGCGUGAAGUUCACAACCAAGCCAGCAGCACGGGCAAGGUCGUCAAGCACACGAGAGAGCUCGUCAAGGGCGCGACGUUGGGGGCCAUGGACUUGCUCGCGUCGAGUAAGCGGGCGUCGACGGUGUAUGCCAUUCGAGACUGCCAGCUGUCGAAAAUGCCGCGGGUGGUGUUGGAGUACAUGCUGCGUGCGCAACCGCAAGUGUUGAUUCACUUUACCCGCGAAAUGGCCAUUCACAACACCGACAAAAGCGACAGCGAGUUUGUGUCGAAUUUGGCAACGCGAUCGCCCAUGGAGUUACCUGUGACAACGAUCGCCGUGCUCGGCGGAACCAACGGCAUCGACGUGCACGAGUUCACGACGGCGCUGCACAAGGCCCUGCAUACGAUUGCAACGACCGAAGUCGUGUCGUCCAAGAAGGCGGCGCUGCAUUUUCGCGGCCAGUGUCGCAGUCUGGGCAUGUCGGCGUGGCUGGCGGAGAUGGAAAGCUCGCACCAAUUGGUCGUGCUCGAGGCAGACGUAGGACUGACGCCAUGGACCAAGCUGUGCAUCCGCCAGGCCGACCACAUCCUGCUCGUGUGCAAAGACACGGACCACGAGCUCGACCUGAACGACCUGAACGCGUUGCUCCAUCAAGCGUAUACGAUCAAGAACGUCGAAGUCAACAUCGUGCGCAUGAAAUCGACGCAGGCCAACGUGGCCACCGCCAUGCCGCCGUUUCAUCAGCUCGAGUACGUCAACUACUUCCACAAUAUCCGAGUGCCGCUGCAGGAUAACCCGAACGACUUGCUGCGUGUGGCGCGUCGGUUGACGGGGCGGUCCAUCGGUCUUGUGCUCGGCGGCGGCGGCGCCCGCGGCCUCGCGCACAUUGGCAUCCUCAAGGCGCUGGAAGAGUGUGGCCUCGACGUGGACGUAGUCGGCGGCACGAGCAUGGGCGCGUUCAUCGCGGCGCUAUACGCCCAGCACCCCAAGGACCUGGCGCGCGUCGUCCAGCACGCCAAGCGCUUCUCCAACAAAGCUGCGAGCAAAAUCGCCAAGUUGUGGGAACUCACGCUGCCGAUCGCAUCCUGGUUUGACGGUUCAGGGUUCAACGCUGGACUGCAGCUCGAGUUUGGCGCAACGCGCAUCGAGGACUUGGUGCUGAAUUUCUUUUGCAUUUCCACCGACAUUGUCAAGAAAUGCACGGGGGUGCAUCGCGCGGGCACGCUGUGGCGAUACGUGCGCGCGUCCAUGUCGUUGCAGGGGUACUUACCGCCGAUUUCCGAGCCGAAUGGAUCGCUCUUGCUGGAUGGCGGGUACGUGAACAACCUCCCCGCGGACGUGAUGAAAGAGGAAGGUGUCAAGAUCGUGUUUGCCGUCGACGUUGGCCGCGAUACUACGCGCGAGUACUUUCAUUAUGGCGACUCGCUGUCGGGGUGGUGGGUAUUUUGGAAUAAGGUCAACCCGUUCGCGCCCACGGUGCAAGUGCCGUCCAUGGGCGAGAUCACCGACGCCCUUGCGUACGCUGCGUUCUACCAAAACAAGGAUUACGUCAUCAACCACUACGUGGACCUGUUCUUCAAGCCCCCGGUCCAGGACAUCGGCACCCUAGACUUUGACAAGCUUGAGCUCACAGUGCAGAUUGGGUACGACUAUGCACUUCCCAAGAUCCGCGACUGGAUGAAGAAGAACCCGCACUUGAUUACGCAUCUUCGCAAACAUCCCCCCCAAGCCCCCAAACCACAUCGAAGCACUGCCAUGCGAUAAGUGAGUUACUAUGUAUCGUUAACGAGUUGGAACCGGAUACGGCAAGAUAGCGCUAAUGAACCCUGCGAUGAGGUUCUCCACGGCUCGAUCGACCAUGCGAUGUCUCGUUGCCACGGUGGCGGACCCAAUGUGCGGCACGACAAUGCAGUUGGGCAGGUCGUACAGCUAGGUUUAAUACAGUAUACUUGUCAAUGUUAUGAGAAAGAGCA
Aphanomyces astaci is the source of this 3366-nucleotide messenger RNA. RefSeq lists its product as hypothetical. The coding region runs from base 8 to 3157 and encodes 1049 amino acids. The transcript has 9 exons. Gene Ontology annotation, biological process: lipid metabolic process. The record is from RefSeq and is a predicted model, not a curated record. NCBI's taxonomy places the organism in Eukaryota, Oomycota, Saprolegniomycetes, Saprolegniales, Verrucalvaceae.